AAGUCUGUAAUAGAUACGAGAGGACACUAGGGGAGUAAUGAGUAGGUGCCUGUCAGUUACAUCGGAGUUCCGUGUGAUCGACGAACGCCGCAACGUACAAUUAUCAUGUCACGCUCCAUGCUGUUGCUAAUCCUGCUGGGUAUAUUAUUGCUCAAUUGUCAAGAGACACUUGGCCGAAGAGGACGCGGAAGGAGCAGGAGCAAGUCCCGCGUGCAAAUUGGAUUGCCCAUUACCGGGAAGUACCGUGAUCCGGAGAGCGAUCAAUAUUACAACAAUAACAACGGAGCCAAGAUACUGCUGGCGUCGCAUUUCGAUCUGGAAUACGUUCUGGGGCACAAAAUAGCUUUCCUUUGCGUCGCUCGUGGCAAUCCACGCCCACAUGUUACGUGGUUCAAGGAUGGUGCCGAAAUUUAUACUCAUCACUAUCUACAUAUACACGAGUGGCAAGUCGGUCCUGACAAAGUGAAAUCGAAACUCGAGAUCGAUCCCGCUACUCAGAUGGACGCAGGUGUCUACGAGUGCACGGCGGAUAAUAUGUACAGCAUCGAUCGAAGGUCUUUCAAGACUGACUUCUCCAUCGCUUUCGAUUAGUGCGAGCGUACGAGAGAUCCCAAACGAACACACAUAAUAGAUAAGAAAAUAUAUAAAGCCCAG
This is a messenger RNA of Temnothorax curvispinosus, 654 nucleotides long. RefSeq names its product immunoglobulin domain-containing protein oig-4-like. Bases 106 to 591 code for a protein of 161 amino acids. NCBI's taxonomy places the organism in Eukaryota, Metazoa, Arthropoda, Insecta, Hymenoptera, Formicidae. Gene Ontology annotation, biological process: cell-cell adhesion. The transcript has 4 exons. Gene Ontology annotation, molecular function: cell adhesion molecule binding. The record is from RefSeq and is a predicted model, not a curated record. Gene Ontology annotation, cellular component: cell-cell junction.